This is a messenger RNA of Plodia interpunctella (Indianmeal moth), 2263 nucleotides long. Its product is annotated as heat shock protein 68. Lineage: Eukaryota; Metazoa; Arthropoda; Insecta; Lepidoptera; Pyralidae. Gene Ontology annotation, molecular function: ATP-dependent protein folding chaperone; ATP binding. The transcript has a single exon. Gene Ontology annotation, cellular component: plasma membrane; cytoplasm; cytosol. Bases 212 to 2122 code for a protein of 636 amino acids. The record is from RefSeq and is a predicted model, not a curated record.
AUUCCCGCAAGCGGUAGAAUCUUCUCGAUGCUGAUUCGUUUGAUAUAAAUACGUAUUUUGGUGCGCGGGAAGGCAGUAUUAUUUGAAACACGAAACUAGACAGACGAAGAGUUGAGAGUUCGGUGCAAACCGGAGUUUAUUACGCAAGUGAACGAGUGAAAUAUUCAAGUAUUCAAGUUUUUCAACGUUGCAAGAAGAUAUAAAAUACAAAAUGCCAGCUGUAGGAAUCGAUCUUGGAACCACCUACUCCUGCGUCGGAGUUUGGCAGCACGGGAACGUGGAAAUCAUCGCCAACGACCAGGGCAACCGCACCACGCCAUCAUACGUCGCCUUCACGGACACAGAGCGACUCAUCGGCGAUGCAGCUAAGAACCAGGUCGCCCUGAACCCCAACAACACAGUCUUCGACGCGAAACGGCUCAUCGGGAGGAAAUUCGAUGACCCUAAGAUCCAAGCGGACAUGAAACACUGGCCCUUCAAGGUGAUCAACGACUGCAGCAAACCGAAGAUCCAAGUCGAGUUCAAGGGUGAAACGAAGCGAUUUGCGCCUGAAGAAAUCAGCAGCAUGGUCCUCACAAAAAUGAAGGAAACUGCGGAGGCGUAUUUAGGAACAUCAGUGCGCGACGCAGUGAUCACAGUGCCGGCCUAUUUCAAUGACUCACAGCGUCAGGCGACCAAAGACGCGGGGGCCAUAGCCGGCCUGAACGUCCUACGCAUCAUCAACGAACCAACCGCGGCCGCGCUCGCUUACGGCCUCGACAAGAACUUAAAAGGCGAGAGAAACGUGCUCAUUUUCGAUCUCGGAGGCGGAACUUUCGACGUCUCCGUGCUCACCAUCGACGAGGGCUCGCUGUUUGAAGUGAAGUCGACGGCCGGCGACACCCACCUCGGCGGCGAAGAUUUCGACAACAGAAUGGUCAACCACCUCGCUGAAGAAUUCAAGCGCAAGUACAAGAGAGAUUUGAAAUCUAACUCCCGCGCGUUGAGGCGCCUGCGCACUGCGGCGGAGCGCGCGAAACGCACACUAUCAUCGAGCACGGAGGCGACCAUCGAGAUCGACGCUUUGUACGAAGGCAUCGACUUCUACACCAGAGUUUCCCGAGCCCGCUUUGAAGAACUCUGCUCGGAUCUCUUCCGAGGUACUUUGGACCCGGUAGAGAAGGCUCUGAAAGAUGCCAAGCUAGACAAGAGCCAGAUCCACGAUGUAGUGCUUGUCGGCGGCUCGACACGCAUCCCUAAAGUCCAGAACCUUCUCCAGAACUUCUUCUGCGGCAAGAAAUUGAACCUUUCCAUCAACCCGGACGAGGCGGUCGCAUACGGCGCAGCAGUGCAAGCGGCCAUCUUGAGCGGCUCCACCGAUUCUAAGAUCCAAGACGUGCUGUUGGUGGACGUCGCUCCGCUGUCAUUGGGCAUUGAAACCGCUGGCGGAGUGAUGACGAAGAUCAUCGAGCGCAACUCGAAGAUCCCCUGCAAACAGUCUCAGACCUUCACCACAUAUUCUGACAACCAGCCGGCGGUUACCAUCCAAGUUUAUGAAGGAGAGCGAGCGAUGACGAAGGACAACAACUUACUUGGCACGUUCGACCUGACGGGCAUCCCACCGGCCCCGCGCGGCGUCCCACAGAUAGAAGUCACCUUUGACAUGGACGCGAAUGGAAUCCUGAAUGUGUCUGCGAAGGAGAACAGCACUGGUCGCAGCAAGAACAUCGUCAUUAAGAACGACAAAGGCCGUCUAUCGCAAGCGGAGAUCGACAGGAUGUUGAACGAAGCGGAGAAGUACAAAGAAGAGGAUGAGAGACAAAGACAGCGUGUGGCCGCGCGCAACCAGCUGGAGUCUUACGUCUUCAGUGUGAAACAGGCAGUUGAUGAAGCAGGAGAAAAGUUGAGUGAGGGAGAUAAGCAAACAGCGCGCAAUGCUUGCGACGACGCUUUGAAAUGGCUGGACAAUAACACCUUGGCUGAGAAGGAGGAAUAUGAACAUCGUCUGAAGGAUAUCCAGCGCGUGUGCUCUCCUGUCUUGACCAAGAUGCAUGGCGGCGGCGCGGGCCAAGGCAUGCCCGGAGGAAUGCCAGGGGGCUACCAGCAAAGGAGUGGUGGACCCACCGUAGAAGAAGUCGAUUAAUUGAAACCAUAUACUUAACGAUUAAACCAUAGAAUCUUAUCUAUAAAGUAUUAAGUUGAUUUGUGAUACUAAUUUUAAGACUGAUCUAACUUAUAUUGCAGCAGAUGAUCACCUUGUUGAAAAUAAAUUAAUUUCAUUAAA